Molecule: messenger RNA, 2517 nt
Organism: Capronia coronata CBS 617.96
Lineage: Eukaryota; Fungi; Ascomycota; Eurotiomycetes; Chaetothyriales; Herpotrichiellaceae
Product: chromosome transmission fidelity protein 1
Exons: 1
Coding region: 1-2517 (838 amino acids)
Biological process (GO): nucleobase-containing compound metabolic process; establishment of sister chromatid cohesion
Cellular component (GO): nucleus
Molecular function (GO): DNA helicase activity; ATP binding; hydrolase activity, acting on acid anhydrides, in phosphorus-containing anhydrides
Source: RefSeq, a predicted model, not a curated record
AUGGAGCCUAGUCAGGCCAACUUCUGCCAUCCAUAUCAGCCUUAUGAUAUUCAGCUGGAGUUCAUGUCACAUCUGUAUCGCUGUAUACAGGAAAAGAAGGUGGGCAUCUUCGAGUCCCCAACAGGCACAGGCAAGUCUUUGAGUCUGAUAUGCGGUGCCUUGACUUGGCUUCGAGACCAUGAGCGCCAUGCUCUGGACAGUACACUGAAUGCUGAGAGCGGAGGUGAUCAAGAUGACUGGUUGGUGCGCGCUGAAACGGCUGUCCGGCGACGUGAAAUGCUCCUUGCUCGAGAAGAGCUCGAGCACAAACUUGCCACUCUUCGGGAAGAAGAGGCCCGCCAGAAACAGAAAACAUUCGACAGCAGAUUCUCCAAAAAGCCGCGAAUCGUUGAGUCAAGCGCGUCAGAACAUCUCUUGAAUGAUGACGAGUUCUUGGUCGACGACUAUAACAGCGAGGCUGAAGAAAAGGCCACGGUUCAAAGCACGAGCACCGGUUUCUCCAGUUCUACUCAGUCACUGCUUGACAAAUUGCAAAAACCAACAAAAGAGAACAUGGAACAGCCAGAAGAAGACCGGCUCAAAGUCAUCUUUUGCUCCCGCACCCACUCGCAGCUCACCCAAUUCGUGAACGAGCUGCGACGCGUGAAGCCUCCUCCGUCGGUUCCCACGGCUGUUGAAGAUUUCACACCGGGUUCCGAAUUUGAAGAGGGUAUCAAGCACCUUGCCUUAGGUUCGAGGAAGAAUUUGUGUAUCAAUCCUAAGGUUGCACGCCUGUCGUCCCCCACAGCAAUCAAUGAACGCUGCCUUGAGCUUCAAAAACCGGGGACCGCCAAAGACAAGAAAUGUCCAUAUCUCCCAUCCAAGGAUGACAGAGAGAAGGUCGAUUCAUUUCGAGACAAGGCCAUUGCACAAAUCAGAGACAUCGAAGAUCUGGCUCAUCUCGGUAAGAGGAUGGACCUUUGUCCCUACUAUGCUUCCCGCAGCGCUAUCGCUUCCGCUGAAAUUCUCACUCUGCCCUACCCACUCCUUCUGCAGAGGUCAGCCCGAGAUGCCCUGGGCGUCUCAGUCAAGGACAACGUCGUCGUGAUCGAUGAGGCACAUAAUUUGACAGAUGCUAUCGCGGACACGUUUUCCAUAGCUUUGCGACUCAGUCAACUGGAGCAAGCUCUACAACAGGUUACUGCAUACGCAAUGCGGUUCAAAAAUCGCUUGAAAGGCAAGAACCGUGUCUAUGUAACUCAAGUUCUGCGUUUACUCCGUUCGCUUGCGGAUUGCUUGCGAGGUGUGGCACAAAAGUCCUCCUCGGGUCAGGUUACAACCACAGCUACCCAACUGAUGUCUGGCAAAGGUGUGGAUCAGAUCCGUCCGCACAAACUCCUCAGGUAUUUGCAUGAAAGUAAGCUCUGCCACAAGGUCGAAUCAUACACCGAAGUCCAGAAGGAUGCAGAUGAUGACGGUCAAGGCAAAGGUGUCUUGAUGCAGUUUCAGAACUUCAUGUCGGUUCUGAUGAACCCUGACGAGGAGGGCAGGUUCUUUGUUGAGCGGCACGAUGGCGACAUUAUUGUCCGUUACACACUACUUGAUCCGAGAGAACAUUUUCGAGAGAUAGUCGCAGAAGCCAGAGCCGUCAUCCUUGCUGGAGGGACCAUGUCACCAAUGUCGGACUAUUCAAAUUAUCUGUUCUCAUAUCUCGAGAAGGACAGGCUUGAAACCUUCAGCUUUGGCCAUGUCAUACCUUCCACCCACCUGUUUGCUCAAGCCGUUGUGAAAGGGCCUUCGAAUGUCGAGUUUGACUUCACUUUCGAAAAACGCGGCUCAGAGGGGACGAUUCUGGAGCUAGCCGACCUGAUAUAUCGGACAUGCAAAGUCGUCCCAGACGGAGUCGUGGUGUUUUUCCCGAGCUAUGAAUACCUUGCUCAGGUCGUAGCUGUCUGGCAAAAGCUCCCCCUCGGCCGGCCUCUGAUGAAGGCGUUAGGUGAAACCAAGGUGACUUUUCAAGAGUCCAAAGGUGUCUCUGUCGAUGAACUUCUCCGAGACUACGCAAGCGCUGUAGAUUCGGGGAAGGGAGCACUUUUGCUGUCAGUCGUUGGCGGCAAGCUUUCGGAAGGGAUCAAUUUCUCAGAUAAGCUGGGCCGCGCGGUUAUCGCAGUUGGCCUUCCAUUUCCAAAUGCCAAUGGCGCAGAGUGGAAGGCGAAGAUGCAGCAUAUUGAAGGUCUUCGAUAUCAGCAGUGCAAACGCGAGGCUAUGUUGCCACAAGGACAAUGGCAAGUUGAGGCAAAGAAGGCGAGUCGAGACUACUACGAAAAUGCCUGUAUGCGUGCUGUCAACCAGAGCAUUGGGAGAGUGAUUCGGCACAGGAACGAUUAUGCUGCAAUCCUGAUGGUUGACAGACGCUUUGCAACAGACAGAAUUAGACAGAAGCUGCCAGGCUGGAUCCAAGGCAGUAUGGAGAGAGGUGUUGACAGCUGGGGAGAUGUCGAGAGAGGCCUGAUAGAUUUUUUUCGCACGAAAUUAUGA